Molecule: messenger RNA, 1056 nt
Organism: Toxotes jaculatrix (banded archerfish)
Lineage: Eukaryota; Metazoa; Chordata; Actinopteri; Toxotidae
Product: free fatty acid receptor 4-like
Exons: 3
Coding region: 1-1056 (351 amino acids)
Biological process (GO): G protein-coupled receptor signaling pathway
Cellular component (GO): membrane
Molecular function (GO): G protein-coupled receptor activity; peptide binding
Source: RefSeq, a predicted model, not a curated record
AUGGAUAUUGACCCUCGCACUCAUUUACUCCACUUGAGAAACUUCACAUAUUUUUCCUUCUUCUCUGAGCUGCACCACCCUGAUCAUGUUACCACUAUUGUCGAGACCUUGGCUAUCUCCACCGUCUUCCUGGUAUCCGUGGCAGCAAACACGGGAGCUGCAGCCCUGGUAACCUGGGAACGCAGACUGCUGGCCAACAAGACCAUCCUGACCCUCAACUUGUUUGUGGCCGACCUGCUCUUUGUCAGCAUGAUCCCAAUGAUAGUGGCGGUACGCUGGACUGUGUCCUGGACACUGGGAUUUGCGGCCUGUCACGCUGUGAUGUAUGUCAUCUGUAUGAGCGGAUGUGUCACCAUCACUACCCUGGCCUCCAUCAGCGUGGAGAGGGUCCAGGCAAUCCUUCGGCUGCAGACUGCGCCCACUCUAAACCCUAGAAUGGUGACUGCCACCCUCAUCUUCAUCUGGGCCUUUUCUGCUCUCACCACUUUACCCCUCAGUCUGUUCUUCACUGUGAUGGAAGUGGAUUUUCCUGGGCAGGAACGUGUGCACAUCUGUACACUCAAGUGGCCUGACACAACUGGUGAGAUUGUGUGGAAUGUGUCCUUUACCGCCCUGUGCUUCCUUCUCCCGGGACUCAUUAUCGUGGUCAGUUACAGCAAAAUAUUACAGAUUGCUAAAAGCUGUAAGCGAAGGCUCCGAACUCGUGACAAUCAGCCCCAAGUUGGAGAUUCCCUCGAGUACCACGUCUCCCGCCAGGAUAUGAAGCUCUUCCGUACUCUUCUGGUCCUUGUGCUGUCUUUCUUAAUCAUGUGGAGCCCCAUUUUCAUCAGCACGUUCCUCAUCCUGGCCAGAAACUUCUUUGGACAACUGUAUAUCUCCUCCACCAUGUUUUUCUGGGUGGUAACAUUCACACUGGCCAACUCAGCUCUCAAUCCCAUCCUCUAUUCAGUCUGCCAGUUUAAGAACGGCUGGCGUAAGCUCUGCUGUGGGUCUGCUGUGGUGCCACAGCGAAAGGAACCUUGUGGCAGUCGUCGAAGACAAGGGAUGCCUCCAUGA